Ipomoea triloba (trilobed morning glory) is the source of this 1860-nucleotide messenger RNA. RefSeq lists its product as uncharacterized. Bases 1 to 1860 code for a protein of 619 amino acids. The transcript is spliced from 3 exons. NCBI's taxonomy places the organism in Eukaryota, Viridiplantae, Streptophyta, Magnoliopsida, Solanales, Convolvulaceae. The record is from RefSeq and is a predicted model, not a curated record. Gene Ontology annotation, molecular function: catalytic activity.
AUGAGUGGAGGAUUAGCUAUGUUUUGGAGGGAUACAAACCUCGCCAGUCUAAUUGGUUAUUCUAAUAAUCAUAUAGAUGUUAUUGUUUCUCUUCCUGACAAGCCACAAUGGAGGUUAACGGGGUUCUAUGGUUACCCUGAAAGAUCGAGACGCCAUCAAUCAUGGGAUUUGUUACGUACCCUUAGUAGUGUCAGCAACCUGCCGUGGAUGGUUGUAGGUGAUUUCAACGAUAUUGCUUGCCAUUCCGAAAAACGUGGGCUUCACCUGCAUCCAGGUUCACUGAUUGAAGGCUUUACUGCUGCAUUGCAUGAAUGUCAUCUGAAUGAUCUGGGAAUGGUUGGACCACGGUUCACCUGGGAGAGAGGGCGAGGAACAGAUACGUGGGUGGAGGAACGGUUAGACCGAGCGGUGGCUUCUUUGACAUGGACAGACAUCUUUGAAGAAGUUGAAGUUCGUAAUGUUUUAGCACUUACUUCUAACCAUUGCGCAAUUUUUCUCGAUCUGGAGGCUAUUCCAUUGUGGAAAUGGGGUGGCGAAUAUUUUCGGAGGUUUGGUGAUCGUGUUAACUUCCUGCGCAGGCGGCUUGAGUUUCUACGCGAUUAUAGAAGUCCUGUGGCUGUUAAUGAAUAUAAAAUGAUUGAGAGCGAGCUCUGUGCACUACUACUACAGGAGGAGAUUUUUUGGCGCCAAAGGUCUAAGCAACUUUGGUUAAAGCAUGGCGACCUUAAUACAAAAAUUUUUCACCAAUCCGCUUCGGCUCGGAGACGCCACAAUCGGCUUACGAGGCUUCGUAACUCAGCUGGUGUAUGGGUGGAGGGUCAAAGUAUGGCUGGAGAGGUUCUGCAUUAUUUUCAAGACAUCUUCAGCAGCAGUGGGACGAGUGUGAACUUAUUUAAUAGGGUUCAGACGCGUGUUACUGAGGCUAUGAAUACUAAACUGCUGCAACCUUUCACUAUGGAGGAAAUCAAAACUGCUCUCUUCGCGAUGGCUCCAGAAAAGGCUCCGGGACCUGACGAAAAGGCUCCUGAGCGUGUUACAGAUUUACGGCCAAUUGCUUUAUGCAAUGUCGCCUACAAAGUCAUGGCAAAGGUUAUUGCUAACCGUAUGAAGGAUGUUCUAGACUACAUUAUCUCCCCAUCGCAGAGCGCCUUUGUUCCAGACAGACUACUGACUGAUAAUAUCAUAGUAGCGGGAGAAGUGGGCCAUUACUUGAGAGUGAAAAAGAACGGAGCUGUGGGUUGGGCCGCCUUGAAACUGGACAUGGCGAAGUCCUAUGAUAGAAUGGAGUGGCAAUUUUUGGAAGGCAUGAUGCUUGCACUAGGUUUCGCACAGGAGUGGGUAAAUUUAAUAAUGCUUUGUGUUUCUUCAGUCCGGUACAGUUUAUUAGUUAACGGGGAACCGAUUGGUAUGAUAAAUCCAACAAGAGGUAUUCGUCAAGGUGAUCCUCUCUCUCCCUAUCUGUUCAUUAUUUGUGCAGAUGGUCUUUCUGUGCUAUUACAAAAAGCGGAGGCAAGAGGUGAUAUUCAUGGGGUGAAAGUUGCAAGAGGUGCACCUUCGGUCUCGCACCUCUUCUUUGCGGACGACAGUCUCCUGUUCUUUAAAGCUUGUCAUCAUGAGGCACAGACGAUUAAACAGUGCUUGGCUGAGUACAGUUCGGCUUCAGGCCAACUGGUCAAUUUUGAUAAAUCAAGUAUUAUUUUUAGUUCUAAUACUUCUACGGAGAUGAGGGAGUUGGUGGAAUCAAAUUUUGGUGUACGUGUUACAAAUGACUUUGGUCGCUAUUUAGGCUUACCUUCAGUGAUGGGAAAUAAUAAGACAACUAUCUGUUGGCAAAUGGAGUUGGCAGCAGCCACAAAUUAG